UGAAGUUGUUAUGAAACGUACGUCAUCAUCCAGCGUCAAGACAUCGUCGAAACGGCGGAAGUAACGUGAAGGUUGGAGUGCACGGCUUCGGCUUGCUGUUUCAUGCUUAAAUAUGGGUGUUAAAAUAGAGAUUUUUAGGAUGAUGCUGUACAUGUCCUUUCCCGUUGCCAUGUUCUGGGUAUCAAACCAAGCUGAGUAUUUUGAAGAGUACAUUGUCAAAAGGAAGAGAGAAAUCUUUCCACCAGAUGAGAAGAUGCAAAGGCAAGAGCUUGAAGAGUUUAAGGAGCGUAUGCGGGCCAGAAAGGAACAGCGGAUCUUGAAAAAGAUGGGCCUGGAGUCUCAGGACUCCAGAACUGACAAUGAAAUCUGAUUUCUCUCUGAAUCGUGGAUCCUUCAAACCCAAGGGAAGGCAAGGCAAGGCAAGGCAAGCAUUCUCUUAAGAAUGUUCAACGAAUUAUGUUUUGAAAGUAUUGCCAAAUUUGUGGUUUGGACAUUGAGGAGACUGAUUUGUCAUGGGUCAGAAGGUUUCUUGGAUCCGUUGGAUUGCUGAAUCAAGUUAACAUGGUUUUUUUCUGCUUUAUUUCAAAUGCUUUCCCCUUUUUCAUAUUUCAGUCAAAUGCAUACAAACACUGGUUUCAAUUGAAGUUGAAAUGCAUUAUUUAUUUUCAGUGAUUUAGAUAUCACUUGUUUAUGUACAUAUGGAGAUUUUAUUGUCAUUAAAGUGAGAACAUAUUGAGAACCUAAUGUAUUUAGAUUUUGUGAACACUCAGAGAAAGUCAAUUUGAUUUUUUAAAAAUGUAUUAAUAAUUUUGUUUGUCAUUUGUCAAACUAUCACACAACUUAACAUUAAGGUACAUAAUGGGACAUAAGGAAAUGUGUUUAAUAUGGUUAUGGAAUUUAGCAGACACAUUUGUCCCAAACAACUUACAAAAAAGUCACAAAAUAACCUCUGGUAAUGUUUCAGUCAAUGAUGUCGGAGGCUUUGGUCACAACCCCCUCUAAUUUCCUUUUGGUGUGACUGUCUGAGCUCCCAUACCAGACAGUGGUGUGUGAGGUGAUGAUUGCUUUAUAGAAAUUCACCAACAGAUGUCUGUUCACAUAAAGCGUCUUCAGUUGACUAAGGAAGUAAAGCCUUAUGUUGUGCCUUUUUAAUUAGUGGUGUCUUAUUUCCCAUUUCAAAAUGCAGAUGUUUGAGCCAAGAAAUUGAUCUGAGACCGAUCACAUAUUAACUGGAGCAUUUAGUCCUGCUAUUUUUGAGAUGUUGAAAGACAUUUGAAGUGAUUGAUCAUAUUAAAUUACUUUUGUUCAUGCAAA
Sardina pilchardus (European sardine) is the source of this 1314-nucleotide messenger RNA. RefSeq names its product protein PET100 homolog, mitochondrial. Gene Ontology annotation, cellular component: mitochondrion; mitochondrial inner membrane. The transcript has 4 exons. NCBI's taxonomy places the organism in Eukaryota, Metazoa, Chordata, Actinopteri, Clupeiformes, Clupeidae. Gene Ontology annotation, biological process: mitochondrial respiratory chain complex IV assembly. The record is from RefSeq and is a predicted model, not a curated record. Bases 113 to 370 code for a protein of 85 amino acids.